Neurospora tetrasperma FGSC 2508 is the source of this 246-nucleotide messenger RNA. RefSeq lists its product as uncharacterized. The annotation marks the transcript as partial. The record is from RefSeq and is a predicted model, not a curated record. NCBI's taxonomy places the organism in Eukaryota, Fungi, Ascomycota, Sordariomycetes, Sordariales, Sordariaceae. The transcript has 2 exons.
AUGGCCAAAGAGAAACGCAAGUCUCUCAAUCGAGCGAGGCUCAUGGGCAGCCCUCUCAUUUUUGAUUCGAAGAUGGUAAGCAGAAGUAGCUACGGCGCCAGAGGGCAAGUCUUAUGGGCGAAGGAAGGAUGGAGGCCCAAAGCUCGUGAAAGGGAAGGAAGGGGCAGAUGUCCACGAAAGCCACAGGAAGGCGCGAGACCUCCAUCUGAAGACGGAUUGAAGAUGCCGGGACUGGAAGACGAGACG